UCCCGCGACUGUAGUAGUGUAGACAACGCAAACCGAGGGUUGAAGACACCGCGCUCUUCUCUUCUCUAGUCCUUUCUAGUUUCCAUUUCUCCUUUCAGCAAUGGCUUCCCCAUUAUUCACCUUCACCUACACCAUAAUAAGUCUUCGCUGAAAGUUUUAGGGCUUGAAACUAGUCUAUUGCUAAACCAAAUCUGAUGGACUCCGACUACAAGAACAAGGCCAGAACAGCACUCUUCACAAUAAUGGCAUUUGCUUCGUUUACAGUCGUUUUAUUGCUCCUCUCCUUCAGCUACUACUGCUAUUUACGCAACAAAGUGUCCAAUUUCUUGAAAAACCCAAAAGAAGGAAUCGAUUCUGUCGAAAAGGGCAAUGGAGACGCAAAAAAUCAAGUUAUUACCGAAAACGGAAUCCAAGUUUUCACCUUUAAACAGCUGCUUUCUGCAACUGGUGGGUUUGGGAAAUCGAAUGUAAUUGGACAGGGUGGGUUUGGGUUAGUUUACCGAGGAGUUCUUCAUGAUGGGAGAAAGAUAGCUGUGAAGCUUAUGGAUCAGACUGGAAAACAGGGAGAAGAGGAAUUUAGAGUGGAGGUGGAAAUGCGGAGUAGGCUGCGUUCACCAUAUUUAGUUGGGUUAAUUGGUUACUGUUCAGCGAGUCAUCACAGGGUGUUGGUAUAUGAUUUUAUGGCUAAUGGUGGUCUCCAAGAACAUUUAUAUCCAAUCAGAGGAUCUAAUGCGAUUCCUUCAAAUUUAGAUUGGGAAACACGAUUAAGAAUAGGUCUCGAAGCAGCAAAAGGUUUGGAGUACCUUCACGAACAUGUGAGCCCUCCUGUAAUUCACAGAGAUUUCAAAAGCAGCAACAUCCUUCUUGACAAAUCCUUUCAUGCCAAAGUUUCUGAUUUUGGAUUGGCCAAACUCGGGUCUUAUAGAGCCGGUGGUCAUGUUUCAACUCGCGUAUUGGGCACUCAAGGAUACGUUGCACCUGAGUAUGCUCUCACUGGGCAUUUGACCACAAAAUCAGACGUGUAUAGUUAUGGUGUUGUCCUUCUGGAGUUGUUGACUGGUAGAGUUCCUGUUGAUAUGAAGAGGUCUCCCGGAGAAGCUGUUCUUGUAUCUUGGGCUUUGCCACGUUUGACUGAUAGGGAAAAAGUUAUUGAGAUUAUGGAUCCAAGUUUAGAAGGUCAGUAUUCGAUGAAGGAAAUUGUCCAGGUGGCGGCAAUAGCAGCAAUGUGUGUUCAAUCGGAGGCGGAUUAUCGGCCAUUAAUGGCGGAUGUGGUGCAGUCUCUAGUCCCUCUGGUGAAGCAGCAUCAGAGGAUGCAUUCUUCAAAGGUAAGUAGUGCUACGCAGUCUCCUAGGCUAUAACAACCUCAAUCCAUCAAAUCAUGACUUUCAAUUAGUGACACGAAAUCAAAUUUCUACCAAAU
This is a messenger RNA of Lactuca virosa, 1420 nucleotides long. The record is from the annotation of a GenBank genome assembly. Lineage: Eukaryota; Viridiplantae; Streptophyta; Magnoliopsida; Asterales; Asteraceae.